Molecule: messenger RNA, 5785 nt
Organism: Cladocopium goreaui
Lineage: Eukaryota; Dinophyceae; Suessiales; Symbiodiniaceae
Source: the annotation of a GenBank genome assembly
UGUUGCAGACCUCAGCCAUGGUAAAGAGAAAAGGCAAUCUUGACGAUGAAGAGGAAGCCUUUGAACGUGGUCGUCCAGGCCGUUCUGAGGCAACCAGUGCCAGUGUGCCCAGCAAAGGACCGAAAGAAGCCAAGGUCAAAGAGCCCAAGGUGAAGAAACUGCGCAGCGAAGCGCUGGACGCGCCCGAAGGACCACCCGAAGGACCACCCCGGGAGCCUCGGGAGCCUCGGGAGCCUCGGGAGCUGCCGUAUCGUGAUGAGGAGACCUGUCGGAUAAAAAGACUGGGAACGGCAGAUCUACAAGAAGGCGCUCUGGUGAUGGCCGCGGUUCGUGAUGUCAACGAUGAGGAGCUGACUUUGAAUCUUCCCUACAAUAAUCUUGCGUUUGUUCAACGCAACGAAGCUUCAGAGAAGGUGCAGGCGCAGCACGCGCAGCACACGCAGCUGUCGCUUCCGGAGAGCUUUGCUCCUGGGCAGUUGGUGGUGGCGGUGAUCUUGACGGCGCAGCAAGUGGGACCCCAACGAGUGAGGCUUGAUGCUUCAUUGAGGCCCAGUUUGGUGAAUGCAGGUCUCACGGCCGAGCAGCUUCGACCCAACAUGUGGCUUUCAACAGCUGUGGUUGGAGAAGAAGAGCACGUCUUGAGGCUGAACUUUGGUGUUGAAAACGUCACUGGUAUCAUUAAGAAAACCGAAUAUGGUGAAGAGCCGGUGCCGAAGGUGGGAAGUAUUGUCAUGGUCUCAGUCCAAAAGGUGAACAGCCAGGCUGGCACGGUGAAAUGUUCUCUAGCGUCCUCUGAGCCCAUUGGCAACGACCCUUUGGACCACAGCUCACUGAAGCCCGGGAUGUUGGUUUCAGCUCGUGUGCGCUCAGUGGUUGAAGCCAAACCUCGACAAACUCCCGGUCUCCAAGUGAGAUUCUGUGGUCUUUCUGCAGUGAUUCACAAGCACCACGAUGGAGAAACUGAGGAAGUGGAGUGGACCAAGAACCAGAAGUUGGUCGCUCGAAUCCUGGCGCUUCUUCCAGAGACUACGCCGGUGAUACAGUUGACACUUCUUCCACAUUUAGUGGAGUGGGCACCACAGGAUUUGUCCCAAAAGGCUCAAAUUGGAGAGCUCCUGGUGGGAAACAUCAUGGACUUCCAACCGAAGUAUGGCUGCCGAGUGCAAAAACUGCAAGGUGUUGCCGCUGAAGCCGCUGACACCGACGGCGAAGGUGAUGUCUUGGGUUUUUGCUCCAUGUCGAGGCUGGCAGAUACGGACAAAGAUAUCGUGGCCACCUCAGUGAAGGCGGGAUUUCAGUCCCAAUACCGGGUCCUAUCCUACAACUUUUUGGACAAAAUGUUAAUUCUUACGCGAAAACCUGCAGAUUUGGAGGAUGGUGUGCUGGUCUCUGUAUCUGAACUGUCUCCGGGUCAAUUGGUGACUGGCAUCGUCACGAACGUCGCCGAUCACGGCAUCCGUGUGAAGUUGAGCGACUACGUCACGGGCUACGUGCACCUGCGGCAGCUGACGGAUGUGCCCUUGGCCUCGGUCCCCAAGCGCCUGCAGGUGGGUUCGAAGGUGAAAUGCCGUGUGCUCCAUGUGCAUCUGAAACGGCGGCAGCUGACCUUAACAGCCAAGAAGUCCUUGGUACAGAGCGAUUUCCAGUUGACCAAGACGGCGGAUGCCAAGGUCAACAUGUUACUGACAGGUUACAUCAGUAAGAUGAUUGAUGCUGGAGCCAUUGUCCAAUUCUAUGGGGGCGCACGAGGCUUGAUUCCCGUGAAAGAUUGGGAAGCUGAAGAGGCGCCUGCCGUUGGAAUGGCACAGACGUGUCGUGUUGUCUUUGUCGACAAGAAGGAGGACAGACUCCUUCUGUCACUGAAUCUGGAGAAGGGUUGCUCAGCUGCCGAGAUAGCAGAGGCAGAAGCUGUGAAGAAACCGCAGGCGAUGCAUGGCUCUGUGAUCAGCAAGCUGAAGGCAAUCCAUGCAGGUCCUGAUGGGAUCGUGGUGAAAUUCAAGACAGAUCAGGAACAGCUGGGCUACAUUCCGACGCUGCAUUUGUCAGAUGAUUUGGAGCUUGCCACGAAGAGAUAUCGAGAGAUUGCAGCAGAGCUACCCGUUGGAGAUCUCAGCCAGGCUGCUUCCAGUUCCAGCAGCCUCAAAUUGCCAGACUCUGCGGUGAUUUUGGCCCGCAGCCACAUUCCGGGCUUCACGAAGGAUGCCACUGAGAAACAGGCCUCCUUUGUGCUGUUGACCUUAAAACACUCCAUGCUCUUGGCAUGUGAAGCUGGUGCCUUCAUCGCGAAUGUGUCUGAUCUCCAAGAAGGUCGAUUCUAUUCGGGCUUCAUCAAAGAAGUCCGGGACUUCGGCGCCUUGGUUUGUGUUGGCAGUUGGAGAGUCACGGGCAUUGCCCACAUCUUCUCGCUGGCUCGACGCUUUGUUGAAAAGGCCAGUGACGUGAUUCAAGUGGGACAGUCUGUCCGGAUUCUGGUUUCCAAAGUCGAUAGUGAGAAAAAUCGUUUUGAGGCAGAUCUAAGACCCAGUGCUGUUUCAGAUAAAGAAUUUCUGAAGCGAGAAGCAGAAGCUUUGCGCCUCACUCUCCUUCAGAAGGAUUUCACCCAGAGCGUGCCCAAGAAACGGAGUUUCAUGCCCGGUAGCAUUCUGCAAGCUGAGAUCACGAAGAUUGAAAGUUAUGGCUUGGUGCUGUCGGUGAAGAAUGCGAAGAACCUCACAGCAGUUGCCUUGAAAGAAAACAUGCCUGAAAUGAAGCCGGAAGUCGGGGCUACGCAGAAGUGUGCCAUUUUAGAUUACAAUGCCGAAACAGGGAUUUUGGAUGUAUCUUUGCAUCCAGAACUGCUGGAGAAACAUGAUGAAGAACCAGAAGUUGGAACAGAACUUCAGGUGCUACCUGCACUUUCCAAGAAGUCCUACUGCAUUUGCUGGAGCCGGAAGCCAGCUGCAGUGGUCUUCGCACCGCCAUAUGCCCCGAGCACCUGGAAAUUUCCCGUGAAGACUGUUUUGCACAGUGCAGAUGCUGCGAAGGUCAUUCUUUGUCCUUUUCCUUCAAAGGAGAGAAACAAGAGCAACCAGGUGCCCCAGAUCAAACGACCUGAAGAAGAGCUUCAACCGGGCAGUCCAGUGAAGAUGAAGAUUAAAAGCCUUCGAGGUUUAGAGGUCUGUUGUGCAGCACCUGUAGGGUUACAAGGGCAUUUGCAUGCAACGCAGCUGGUGGAUUUGGGUGAACUCGGUGACGAUGGCGUGACUCCUUUGGACACCGUGGCGCGGAAAGGCACCUUAGAGGCCCGCAUUUUGCGCAUGAAACGAAGGGCGGGAGAAGACAAAAAGGCGAAGAUUUGGCACUUGGAGUUGACCUGUCGGCCUUCGUUGAUGGGAGCUUUGGGCCUGAAAGAUUCAUCGGAAUAUGAGUCGGCUUUGGUGAAGUGGCCCAUUUUGACGGAAGGGAUGAAAGUUGCAGCUGCUGUGCAGUCCAUUCAGAAGAGCCAUUUAUGGAUGGAGGUGGGUUCAGGGAUCAAGGGUCGGGUGGCCUUGCUCGAUUGCUCCACGGAUUUGGCUGCUCUGAAGUCUCCAGGUGAACAUUUCCAUGUGGGGCAAGUCUUCACAGCUCGAGUGCUUCGUGUGAAAAGUGCUCAAAAGGAGCUGGACCUGUCGCUACUUCCAACCAAACAGAGUCGCUCCAUUGCUCGAUUGAGCAAAAUCCAAGAUGGAGCUACUGCUGCCAUUCUGCAGUUGCCUGGAAAGCAGUGGGGUGCCGCACACGUCACCGAGCUCUUUGAUGUUUGGGCCAAGAACCCACAGCAACGCCUCAAAGUGGGCACCUACUAUGAAGUGGCCAUUCUGGACGGAGGUGAAGGAGGUGAAGGAGGUGAAGGUGAAGGAGGUGAAGCUCCUUCGAAACGGAUCGAGGUGAGUCUGCGACCUUCCCUUGUCCGAGGAGCCAAAAUCGCAGCAGACGAGCAACGACCGAGUUCAGCCAAAGAUCUGCAGCUGAAACAGAAAAUCUCCGGAUACGUCGUGACAGCAGGUCCACAGGGUGUUUUUGUAGCACUCAGCCGAAGCCUCACAGGACGAAUCAAGUUGAAGGCAUUGUCUGAGACUCACAUUCUGCCAGAGGCCGUGCCAAAGAUCCAUCCACCUGGUUCUCUUAUCACUGAUAUGACAGUGAUUUACAUCUCCGAAACUGGGAAAGUGGAAUUGUCUUUGCGUACUGAUGAUGGACUCACAGCUGAACAACUUUCUGUGGGCGACAUUGUCUCAGGUAGAGUGAAGAAAGUGGAGCCCUAUGGUUUAUUUGUUCGAUUGGACAAUUCCAGAACAGAUGCCUUCAUCCACAGGAGCGAGAUUUCCGAUUCAGCCUCCACCACUGUAGAUUCCUACAAAGUGGGGACCAAAAUUGCUCAGGCCAAGGUAUUGAAGAUUGAGGGUCAGAAGAUUGGACUCACCAUCAAACCUUCCAACUUUUCAGCUGAAGAUGUUGAGGAAGAUGGCUCAGACUCUGACGAUGUCCAAGAGCUCUUAGCUGCUGCCAGGGAAAAGAUGAAGGGCAAAAAGAGGAAAAAGGGAAAGACGGAUGAAACUCUGGAAGACGAAGAAGUCGAAACACCGGUGACGAAAGCUCCAAAAGUAAAGGCGAAGAAGAGAAAGCAGCCUGAGAAGGUUGAGGAAAACGCUGAUGAGUCAGAAGAGGAACCGUGGCAGCCCUUGCAGACGGGGUCCACCGCAGGGUUUGAAUUUGCAGACUUCAAGGUCGAUUCCGCAACUUCAUCAGAUGCUGGAGCAGAGAACGAGGAAGAUGAGGAUGAAGAAGAUGGCAAAAAGAAGCUUUCGAAAAGGCAGAAGAAAGCUAUUCGAAAGGAGGAGGAGAAGGAAUUGCGGAAGCGAGAGGAAGAGAAUGCAGAUGGUCAGUGGGCCGAUAACCCGAGAUCUGUCGAAGACUUCGAACGACUGUUGCUCACUCAAGGAGAUACUUCGAUUGUUUGGAUCCGCUACAUGGCCUUCCAUCUCAAAAUGAGUGAUUUGGAAAGAGCCCAGCAAGUCGCAGAGAGGGCUGUAAAGCACGUCGGCUUCUCGGACAGCAAGGAGCGCUUCAAUGUUUGGGUCGCCUACAUGAAUUUGGAGUGCACCUUUGGCACAGAGAAAACGGCUGAUGCGGUCUUUAGCCGAGCUUCAAGCCACAAUGAUGCGAAACAGGUCCAUAUGCAGCUGGCUCGAAUCCACGAGCGCAACAAGAAAACUCCCUUGGCGGUGAAGGCCUACGAGGCCUGCGCCCGGAAAUUCCCGGAGUCCAAAAAGGUGUGGAUCGCCUUCCUGAGCUUCCUCUAUCAGAACGCUGAUGCCGAGGGUGCUCGAAAGGUGCUUCCCAAGAGUUUGGCCGCUCUUCCACGGCGAAAGCAUCCAGUGGUGGUGUCCAAGGCCGCUAUCCUCGAGUACCAGAAUGGAUCUCCCGACAGAGGCCGAAGUAUCUUCGAAGGUCUUUUGGACAGCUACCCCAAGCGGACGGACCUCUGGGCUGUCUACUUUGACGCUCACGUGAAAGCCUUCACUCCGCCGCGCGUGGCGGAGCCCGACUUCAACGAGAUCCGGCCGCUGUUCCGACGAUGCGGCGCGAUGUCGCUCAAAGCGACAAAGAUGCGUUUCUUCUUCAAGCGAUGGUUGGACUUCGAGACCAAGUGGGGAGAUGAGCAAAGUCAGGAGGAGGUCCGCAGCAAGGCCCGGGAGUUCGUGGAGAGCCAGGGCUGAGAGUCACGUCACACGUCACAAUUUGUCACAAUUUGUCAAGGCAUGAC